This is a messenger RNA of Camelina sativa (false flax), 1418 nucleotides long. RefSeq names its product F-box/FBD/LRR-repeat protein At3g52680-like. Gene Ontology annotation, molecular function: protein binding. NCBI's taxonomy places the organism in Eukaryota, Viridiplantae, Streptophyta, Magnoliopsida, Brassicales, Brassicaceae. The record is from RefSeq and is a predicted model, not a curated record.
AUGGAACAAGAACAACGAUUGAGAAAGCGAGGUGUUGUGAAUGAGGAUAGGUUGAAUCAGUUGCCCGAAGCUUUGAUUCUGAAGAUUCUGUGUUUUCUUCCUACAAAAACUGUCGUAACCACGAGUGUUCUGUCUAAACAAUGGCGGUCUCUUUGGAAAUUGGUGCCAAAUCUCGAGUUCAAUUCUGAGGAUUGCGAAAGUGAAGACCACUCGUUUUCAGAGAUUGUUUCCAAGUCUUUCCUUUCACACAAAGCUCCGGUUCUAGAGAGUUUCCGUCUCCUGUUUGGAUCAGAAGAUGUCAGUUUCGUAGAUGUUGGACUUUGGGUUGGCAUUGCGUUUUCUCGACAUUUGCGUGAAUUGGUCCUCGAUUUUUAUCCUACUGGGAAAGAGACAUUCACAUUUCCGAUUAGCUUGUGUACUUGUAACACACUCGAGAGUUUGAAACUCGUGUUUGGUUUUACUGUAGAUAUACCUUCUCCGGUUCUUAUGAAGUCUCUUAAAACCCUGCACCUUGAGUUUGUUAGCUACAAAGAAGAUGCAUCUGUCUGUAACCUUUUGUCUAGCUGCCCUAGCCUUGAACAACUGAUAGUGUAUCGAGGUGAAGAUUGUGAUGUUGAGGUUUUCACUGUUGAGGUCCCUUCUUUGCAGAGAUUAAAGAUUCAUGAUACCAAUGAUGGAGCUGAGUUUUGGGGGUAUGUGAUAAACGCUCCUUGUUUGAAAUACUUACUAAUUGAAGACUUGAGAUGUCCAGGGUUUUCUCUGAAUGCGCCUGAGCUGUUGGAAGCAAGUAUCGUUGAAGCUAUAUCUAUAACCAAUAAGAAGCUUCUUGGAUCUCCCACUUCUGUCAAACGUCUUCUAUUGCAUUUAUCACCCUUGAGGAUUGCAUAUCCUACUGGAACUAUCUUCUAUCAGCUGGUGUCUCUAGAGAUGUAUACACGUAUUGAGGAGUGGUGGAAUCUACUCACGCUCGUGCUCGAAAAUUCUCCUAAACUACAAGUCCUCAAGAUCACUGAUAAAUAUCAUCAUGUUGGUGGAAACAGUUUGGUCGGCGGCAAAUGGAAUGAGCCAAAGUAUGUCCCUGGAUGUUUGUUGUCACAUUUAGAGACCUUUGGGUGGAAAAGAUUCGAUUGGGGAAGAGAGGAAGAGAAAGAAAUAGCUACGUACAUUCUAAAGAAUGCAAGACGACUGAAGAAGGCAAAUUUCUCAACAAUUCCCAUUGAAUCGAAAGAGCUCAACAAGUUGAGAGAGAGACGUAAGGUGCUCAACGAAUUGGAUGGUGUGGUCAGGGCUUCAAAUUCAUGCCACCUUGUGUUCAAAAUCGAUGCAUCUUAUUGUAGAUCAGACUCUUCUUAGCACAUAGAGCCUUUCGAUUUAGAUCGGUUUUGGGUCUUGGGUUGGGUAUGGUGCUAGUCAUUUGG